AGUCAAAGCGCCAGACUUUGCAGAGCAGCAGAGAAACGGAGAGAGCGAACGGCACGCGUUGUAUCCAUGGACUACAGGAAUAUCUCGUUUCUUGUCCCCAGCAUUUUUGCGUUUGUUGCAGUAGACGUUUACCGAUUACUGCCACUUACCUCCUUUCAAUGCCCUAAACGGGUUUUGUUUCUUGUCGGACUGUAAUUCAUUGGGAGGAACAUGGGAGUCCAGACGAGGGGAGCCUGGGUGGCUAUGACGUUCUCGGACUGGGUCAGUGGAUUGGGAAUCCUCUUAAUCUUCCUGAUGGAGAGUUUAGCAGUGGAUGCGACCAACAUGGAGCCAGUCUACUGGAACUCUUUGAACAGAAGGUUUGGAGAUGAGAGGGGCUACAUACUCUACCCUCAAAUAGGGGAUCGUUUGGACCUCGUUUGUCCUGCCACGAGUCCAUCAGGGUCGAACUCUCCUCCUGAGUAUGAGUAUUAUAAACUGUACCUGGUGUCCUCACGAGAGCAGGCCGACAGGUGUGAGGUGAUGGGCGCCCCGAACCUGUUGCUCACCUGUGACAAACCCAACAGCGAUAUGAGGUUUACCAUCAAGUUCCAGGAGUACUCGCCCAACCUGUGGGGUCACGAAUUCAAGAACUUACGAGACUAUUACAUCAUAGCUACCUCUGACGGUACAAAAGAAGGGAUCGACAGCAUGAGAGGAGGCGUUUGUGUGACGCGAGGGAUGAAGCUGGUUCUCAAAGUGGGACAGACCGCAUAUGGCCUUCCCCCAAAACCCAAACCUGAUCCAGGCCGUCCCAGCAACAGAAUCCCAGAUACAGAAAGUGGCUCUAAAGCAGGUGAUGAAGGUGAGGCCGGUGAGAGGGGAGACAGCGGGGCCGUGUCUGUCUCUAACAUCGCCCUAAUCGCCGGCGGUGCCGGGGGAGCCUUCAUCCUCCUGAUCGCUGUAGUGAUCGCUGUCGUGUGUUACCGGCGACGGAAAGCCAAGCACUCCGAAACUCACCAUCCUGCCCUUACGCUCUCCUCUCUUACCCCAAAGAGAGGCAGCUCCUGCGGGGCAGCUAUGGGGGCCGGCGGGGGCAACAAUAUUGGCUCAGAGCCCAGUGAUAUCAUCAUUCCCCUGCGGACCUCUGACUCGGCGUACUGCCCCCAUUACGAAAAAGUCAGCGGCGAUUACGGACACCCCGUCUACAUCGUUCAAGAGAUGCCUCCUCAGAGUCCAGCCAAUAUUUAUUACAAAGUAUGAGAUCAGCGAACACGCAGACAACCCAUCCAGAACUGAUGGUACCUCACACACAUGUGCUGUGUGUCCAAGUGACUCUAUAUUUAAGAGCCUAUACAUGAUACUAGAACUUGGAUGUGAAGUUGAGUUCUAGGAAAGUGGUAAAUCAAGCUUUUAUGUCAUAGCAGCGUGUUUGCAUGUAUUUACAAGUGUGUGUGUGUGUGUGUGUCUGAGGCGGGCGGAUCACGGAUUUCACAUGUACUCAGGUGCAAGUGAAUGUACGUCACACGCUUGUUGGAGAUGAGUUUAUACGUCCAUUCUGAUGGUUGAAAUUGAGUUAUUGUGCUUAUCCUCAAAACCAAACAGUAGAGAGUGAUGUAAAAAAAAGAAUACAUGUAUAAAUAAUAUAAGUACUUCUUACAUUUUUACCCUCAGGGGGGAAAUUCACUAAGAAAGUGCACUGGCUGAUUGCAUCGUUUAUUUGCACAUGCAUUGUUUUAGUGGUCCAUUCACUAACAAAAAAAACGUGCCCAAAAGAUCAAAACACCAUCUUCACGCCCCAAUUCGCCACCUGCGGACUGGCGCAAUCUGGCGUACUUUACUGGGACUGUACAGUAUCGCUAAGAUCCAGAAAAUGGACUGACACUUUAAAAUGCCAAAAACGGUUUUGACUAGAUAUGUUUCCAUUUCAAAAGCUUUUUUCAUUAUUUGAUCAUCAUUUGAUGAAUUAACGCUUCCAUUGUCACUAGACAUUUUACACAAUCAUCUUUUUUAAAUAUUAGCUCAAUUGCGUCUUUUUAGGCGGUUUUGAAUACCGGAUGUCUUUUGACAGAAUCUGAUGAAGACACCGAAUUCAAUAUUCCUUGCGCUUUGGAACAAUCUAAAAUUUUUAGUGUAGUUGGCAGAAUCAAGCUUAGUUGGAUCUAUUAUAGAAUGUUUGUGCAUUCUAAAAUGACUAAUUUGCAUAGAAAGGAGGCGUGUUUGCGCGGAAAACGAAAAAAAAAUAUUGAAUAGUUCACUGAAAUUUUUUUAACACUAUUCCAUCGCAAAAAGCACUUGUUAAACUGGAUUGCGUGUGGCUAGUGAAUGAGACACCGAGUGUACCAGGCGUAAAAAUAGCGCAACUGUUUAGUGAA
This is a messenger RNA of Sinocyclocheilus rhinocerous, 2354 nucleotides long. RefSeq names its product ephrin-B3-like. The record is from RefSeq and is a predicted model, not a curated record. The transcript is spliced from 6 exons. The coding region runs from base 211 to 1242 and encodes 343 amino acids. Lineage: Eukaryota; Metazoa; Chordata; Actinopteri; Cypriniformes; Cyprinidae. Gene Ontology annotation, cellular component: plasma membrane. Gene Ontology annotation, biological process: ephrin receptor signaling pathway; axon guidance. Gene Ontology annotation, molecular function: ephrin receptor binding.